Messenger RNA from Cryptococcus amylolentus CBS 6039, 1572 nucleotides. RefSeq lists its product as hypothetical. Bases 25 to 1572 code for a protein of 515 amino acids. The transcript is spliced from 9 exons. The record is from RefSeq and is a predicted model, not a curated record. Gene Ontology annotation, molecular function: transmembrane transporter activity. Gene Ontology annotation, biological process: transmembrane transport. Gene Ontology annotation, cellular component: membrane. Lineage: Eukaryota; Fungi; Basidiomycota; Tremellomycetes; Tremellales; Cryptococcaceae.
GCGCACCUCACAAAUCUCCCCAACAUGAGCGACCUCGACAGAUCUCUCUCCCAUGGAGAUGCCGAGCUGGAAAAGCACGAUACCGCUGAUGUCGGACACAAGGCGGUGGCGGAGGUUGAAAAUCCCGAGUAUGCAGAGUACCUUGCGUUGGCUGAGGUCUACCAGGGUGAUAACCUCAAGAAGCUCACAAGAAAAGUAGAUUGGCAUGUUCUGCCGCAGCUCGUCUUCAUCUAUCUUCUGUCUUAUGUCGAUAGAAGUAAUGUCGGUAACGCCAAGCUUUUCGGUGCUCUCACGGACAUGAACCUCAGCUCGGAGAUGUGGAAUCUCUCGCUCUCUCUAUUCUUCAUCACAUAUGCCCUCGGUAACCCGCCUUGUACCAUGCUGCUCAAGCGCUUCGGUCCACGACCUGUCUUGUCCGGCGUCUUGAUCACCGUGGCCAUCACUCUCGUCUGCUCUGGCUGUGCCGGUAGUCUCGCAUCUUGGCUCCCUCUCCGACUCUUACUCGGUCUCUUUGAAGCCGGCAUGUACCCCUGCUGCUCUUACGUCCUCACCACCUGGUAUACCCCUCACGAGCUCCACUCCCGACACACCAUCUUCUACUGCGGCGCCUCUCUCUCCGGCGCCUUCUCGGGUCUUCUCGCAUACGGUAUCGGCCAGCUCGACUACACUUGGGGCUACAGAGGAUGGAGGUUCAUUUACAUCAUCGAAGGCGUUUUCUCCUUGUUUGUUGGCAUUGGGGCGUAUUUUUUCUUGCAGGAGAGCCCAGCUAAGCAGGGAGGAUGGCUGGGAGAGAAUGAGCGGAGGUUCUUGGUGUUGAGGAACAGAUACACCUACGGUAGCGACCAGAGUGGUAGCUCGGACAAGCUCCAGAAGAAGGAUGUCAUCGCAGCGCUCAAGUCUAUUCACGUCUGGGCCAUGUCCAUUGCCUAUCUCGCCGUCGGUGUCGCUGUCUACGGUCUCUCGUUCACCCUCCCUACUAUCAUGAACAACAUGGGUUUCACCGCUGCUACGUCUCAAGCGAUGUCAACCCCUCCUUACGUUUUUGCGUCUCUCUGUGUCCUCGCUUCCGGCUGGUACUCGGACAAGUAUCAGCAGAGGACGUUGUCUACUGUCAUUCCUUCCGUGGUCGCUUUCGCCGGUCUCCUCAUUUGCGUCUUGACAGUUACGCACAAACACCUCGUCGCUCUCACUUACAUCGGCGUAUGCUUAGCCGCCGGUGGUGCUUACUGUCUUACGCCAGCAUACUCUGCGUGGGCGGGGUUGAACAGUGCUGGUGCGGGAAAGAGGGCGGCCGCGAUUAGUAUCAGUGUGCUUUGGGCCCAGAUAGGGGGUGUGGCGGGAAGUAACAUCUUUAUGGCCAAAGAGUCGCCCGCCUACCACACCGGUUUCGGUACAUGUCUCGCCUUUGUUGGCUUCGGCAACAUCCUCGUCCCUUUGCUGUACUACUUCUACGUCGGAUAUGUCAACAAGCAGAGAGAGAAGAUGUCGGAGGAAGAGGUGUAUGCGAAGUGGACUGUGGAGGAGUUGCAAGAGAUGGGUGACUUGUCGCCGUUGUAUAGGUACGAGCGAUAG